Molecule: messenger RNA, 2719 nt
Organism: Phyllopteryx taeniolatus (common seadragon)
Lineage: Eukaryota; Metazoa; Chordata; Actinopteri; Syngnathiformes; Syngnathidae
Product: lathosterol oxidase-like
Exons: 6
Coding region: 1831-2670 (279 amino acids)
Molecular function (GO): iron ion binding; oxidoreductase activity
Source: RefSeq, a predicted model, not a curated record
AAUCGUAAUGUAAUAAAGAGUUAUCACGUAAAAAAAAACAAACAAAAAAACAGUUUUACUUAUUCCAAUCUGGGGAAUUUCUCAAAACGAUUUGUAUUUUUGUGUCCUCGUAAUCUCGAGCUGCACACGGCACCUAAAUGCGCCACUCGUCCUCAAAGGCGCUCGUGAGCAAAACAGUCAACAGGCUAUUGUGGUGCGAGGUGCUGCCUUCAAGGACCGUGUGCAGUGGGAAAAAAACAAACAACAUUUAACGCAAUCACAUGUCAGUUGUGGGCGUGUAUUAAGGACGACUAACUGUUUACCCGACGCGAAUUGAAAACGGUAUUGGUGGAUAGCGUAACGUUUAAUCUCACUCCAAAAUCGAGUUGGAAUGCUUUUCUCCUUUAGGGAACAAGGUGUUUGCACUCCUGCCGAUAAUGUCAAGUCAUGAUACGUCAUCAUCAUCUGUCCAUGACCAUGAAACGAGGGAAACUUUCGACGCCCCCCAUUCUGUAUUGCACAACUCGGACUGGCUGCCAGCCAAUCGCAUACACUUAGCAUUUUUUUAAUGUCUUUUAUUAAAGGAUUGGUUAAUUAAUAAUUGUUUGAAGAUGAAGAUGAAUUAUUAUUUCAUCUUUAAAAAAUAACUAUUCUACAGAUAGUUUUUUUUGAAUUCAAACUUUUUUUUCUCUCUCAUCUUCAAACGACCUGGCCCAUCUGCAGUCAGUUGAAGCCCCCCUAAAAUCAAUCUCAGCACCCCUAAAAUUUGAGGAAAAAAAAAAAAAAAGUUUUAAACUGUAUGUCCUUUUUAAGCAAUCUAGAUCCGUGUAAAACCAUACAGUUCUUGCUUGAAAUGUGCUAUUUUGACAACAAAAACUACAGCACCCCCUCAGUGCCUCAAAAAUGCUUUGGUCCAAACCAUAUGCAUUUUUGGGGGUGCUGAAGCAUGAAUCCCAGCACCCCUAAACCUCUGAUCCUAGAAUUGCCCCAGCCUAUCUGUCUGUUGUAAAAAAUCUAAUGGAGCCACUUUGUAAAAUUCUACUUUGGAUACUUUUAAAAUACACAAGUUUUUUUUUACGGUUCUUGUUUGAGGCAGCAACACAGUAUUCAAAAAGUUGUACAAAUAUGAAUAAGUUCAGCUUUAAAUUUAUUACACUAUUAUGUGGUACAUAACGUCCUAAAAGAAAUCAAAUACAGAGUUGAACUGACUUUUCUAUUCAUUGAAUUUAUUAUUAUUUUUUAAAAAUCGAAGCUUUAUUUAAAAAUGACAAUUCUGUCCCUUUUCCUUAUUAUUAUUAUUUUUUUUUUCUUGUAUACUUCCAGAUUCUAAGAAGAAAUAACGCAUUGUUCACUUUUUCAUGCGUGGAUAGAAACCAUGAUAUGUUUAGUUGGCAUGUAUAGGACAAGUCAGACGGGAUGUUUUUGAGAUAGAUACAUUUUGAAAUAUAUUUGUGAAGUUACUGCCGAUCAUAGCAGACAUGAUAAAAUAUGAGCUCCGUUUACUGUAUUUGCUGAGCGUGCUGGGAUCUUGGUUCAAGUCCACAUUAUGAGGCUGCGAAUGCUCCCAACAUACUUGUGCCACAUGUCUGCAGGGAAAAAGCAGCGGAAGGGUCAGCUCGUCUCUCUAAAACUUUUAGUAUGUAAAAAAAAAAAAAAAAUAGAUAUUCAGAUGAUGAAAUGAGAAUUUGUGUCAGCAGCACGUGGCUUAGUUUGCAUCGUGCACUCACAGUGUUGUUUUAUUAGGAAUUACAGCUGGUGAACGUAGGUGUGUUGAAAGGUGGGGAAGGACUUUUCGACUGUCUAGGAAUCUUUUCACAGCUGGCCUCAGUCCCGUAGCAGACAGACAGUGGCAUGGAUCAUGUGCUGAAAGUUGCAGACCGUUACGUCUUCACUCCAUAUGUUUACCCAGCGUCGUGGCCCGAGGACGGGGCUCUGCGUCAACUCAUCAGCCUGAGCCUGCUGACCAACCUGGGAGCACAAAUGGUUUACUUAGUCUUUGGCACACUGAGUUUCUACUUCGUCUUUGACCACAGGCUCAUGAAACAUCCACAUUUCAUUGAGAACCAGGUGAGGAAAGAGAUCCAACUUGCAACUACCUCCCUCAUCUGGAUGAGUUUCCCGACAGUGGUGCUAUUCUUCUUGGAGAUUAGGGGACACAGCAAACUUUUUGAUGAUGUCAGCCAAUCUUCUCAGGGCUGGCCUGGGGUGUUCCUGAACAUCGUUGGAUUCUUGUUCUUUACGGACAUGUGCAUCUACUGGAUACACCGCUCCAUGCAUCAUAGGAGUAUCUAUAAGUACUUACAUAAGCAGCAUCAUUUAUUCAAGAUCCCCACACCGUUUGCAAGCCACGCCUUCCACCCACUAGACGGCUUCCUGCAGAGCUUACCCUACCACGUCUACCCUUUCAUCUUCCCGCUCCACAAGGUUGUUUACCUGUCCCUCUUCAUCUUCGUCAAUAUCUGGACCAUCUCCAUUCACGACGGCGACUACCGCAUCCCCGGCCCCUUGAUAAGCAUUAUAAAUGGCGCCGCCCACCACGUGGAUCAUCACCUCUUCUUCAACUACAACUAUGGACAAUGCUUUACUUUCUGGGAUCGUCUGGGAGGCUCCUACAAACACCCUUCAGUCCUCCAAGGGAAUGGACCACAUGUCCACAUCCGCAAGCUUGCGGCAGACACUGUUAGGCAGUGACAAUUGAGCAGUAGUUAGAAUAUUACUUACAAAGUAUUCGAGAGACAAG